AUGGAGGAAUUGGAAUCUAAGUAAUCACUAGACAAUUUAGCAAAUUUCUUUACCAAAUAGCCUUAAAUUCAGAAACUGCUUUCAGAAUCAAGAGAUUUUGCUGACUUCAAAGCUUAGAAAGUUAGAGAACUAGAUGAUGAUACCAGAUAUUUGAAGAUUUAACAAUUAGAGAGUGAAAAUUAGCAAUUAAAACAGAUUGUAUAAGAGAUGCGUAAAGAGAUAGAACAGAUAAGGGACAGAACAAUGAAUCAAAAUGCUCAUGCCUAGUCAAUAUUUGAACUGAGAAGAGAAGUAUAUAAACUCUAAGCAGAUAAAAAGAGUCUUGAAUUAGAGAAGGAAUUUCUAGAAAAUAAUCAUAAUCAGUUUAAAGAUAACUCAAAUAUACUGAAAGAACUGAAUGACAAAGAAAGUGAACUUUACGAGGCUAAAAUCAAAUUAAUAUAAAAAGAUAAUGAAGUAAUGGGUCUCAAUUAAAGACUUAACACACUUGAUAGAUAGGUAAUAUAGUACAGGACUGAGAGAGACAAAUUACUAGAAAUUUCAAAUGAACUCAGAGCAUAGAUUUCAAGAUUUGAGAGAGAAUAAGAAAAUCAAAGAACAAAUGCUCUCAUUAUGAGAAAUCAACCUAUGUAGAGCAAUAGCAAUCCUUUUCAGCAAACUUAGAGUGAUGACUUGCAAGAGAGCAAGCUAGAUAAACUGAGACUUGAAGUUGAAUAAAUGAGAAAUAUGGUAAACUAAUUUAAGAUAGAGAACAAAGAUCCAAACACCACUGACUAAUUUGGAGAAAGACCAGAACUUUUUUAGAAAAAGGAUCAUUAUAAAGUAGAUGUGGAAAAGUUGAGAAGUCCUCUUCAUUAAAAAAGCAUAUCCUCUACAAAUUAAUUCUAGAAUUAAUAAGAUCAUUCGCAAUUCAACUAGAGAGUAUCUUUUAAUGCGAUGGUGUCCAAUAAAACAUCAAGAGAUCAAAGCAGAGAGAAAGAGUAUGAUAUUAGAAAUUCAAUAAAAAUGUUUGAGAGAUUAUCUGUGGAUUAACAAAUACAAAGACAACAGCUGCUGUUUGAAAAAGAAAUUGAUAAUUAACUCAAUCAACUUCAUGAAGAAGAAAAUUAGAGUAUGGCAAGUAGUUAGCCUUAAAAGCAAACAAAGCGUGAAAAGUCUAAGAGGAGGCUAUAAGAACUCAAGUAAACUUACAACUCAUCAUAACUUGAGGAAAUGUUUCCUGUUAGAGACUCUAUUAACUUUUGA
Messenger RNA from Stylonychia lemnae, 1245 nucleotides. Lineage: Eukaryota; Ciliophora; Spirotrichea; Sporadotrichida; Oxytrichidae. The record is from the annotation of a GenBank genome assembly.